Metschnikowia bicuspidata var. bicuspidata NRRL YB-4993 is the source of this 1146-nucleotide messenger RNA. RefSeq lists its product as uncharacterized. The transcript has a single exon. The record is from RefSeq and is a predicted model, not a curated record. Lineage: Eukaryota; Fungi; Ascomycota; Pichiomycetes; Serinales; Metschnikowiaceae. The coding region runs from base 1 to 1146 and encodes 381 amino acids.
AUGGCUGCCCCCCUAGACAUAAUUAAGGCCCCACGAAAAUCGAAAGCCUUGAGAACAAAAAUUAGUUGCUCGGGCUCCAGUCGGAACUCGCCUCCACACCCUUUGGAGUCAUCAAUCACCGAAGAUGCUCUCUCAGACUCGGAACCUGAAAGUCUAUUGGAUUCUUCAUAUAACGAAUCAAUCUUAUCCACCGUCACGAGCGACACUUCAUGCGCUUGUUCAACCACGACCAGCUGUUGUUCAUGGAGUCCUACAAACCUACGCUCGGUUUCGCUUCUGCCUGUGGUUCUGACUUCAUGUGUGGCAGCAUAUACGCCGCGCGUUGUUCCCAAAAGCCGGGUUUCCAGCAGCAAGCUCACAGAGCUUCUUCGGAAAGCAGAGCCCUUGGAGUCAAGGAAAGUGGGCCCCGCAGCAAAGUCUGCAUUAUCGUACCAAAUCCCCAAGGUGUCCUCGUUGAGUCCUUGGCAGGCUUUCCUGGCACUUUUCAUUAACUAUUCUAUGCGUUCAGAGAGCCAGAAAGAUAGCGGGGAAAGGUUUCCGGAGGGAACCUCGCAUGGAAUCUGCCUAGACUCCCGACAAGGGAAAGGCAUAGGCAGUACUAAAGCAGAUCGAGAGCUCGAAACAUUUGUUGAAUCUGCAUCUGAGCCUUGCGAGCCUGUUAUGUAUAAGAGCAAAGCACGCAACCGCGAGUACAGGGUGAACAGCGAGUUUCUCAAGCGCUACGCCAUGGAUUGCAACGCAAGGCUUAAAGGGGUGUUGCCCAUUUUCCCGGAAGAUGUGGCAUUGCUAUCAUGCCGCCCCUCGCUACGCAAAUUCGAUAGGGAGCACGGGCUCAACAGAGUGUCCGAAAUGUCCCGCGAUAAGUUGUGGAACUCGGUGGUUCUACCUCCGCGCAAAGACUCCUGUCCCCGCAGUGUCAUUGAUUUCGAAAACUACUUGCAUUCUCGCGACGGAGCGAGGACUGCGUCCAUCGUUUCGAAAUACAGCAGCAGAUUGCCGUGGGCAACACAUCACAGUUCGAUCAAGCCUGCGGGUAGACUUCGAACGUCCGCCUGUGUGAAGAGCAAAACAUCGCCCACGUUGGGCCAUAGCAUUCCGCAAUACACAGUGAAAGGAUGGCAAAACGAGCGAUGGGUGCCAUUUUAA